Molecule: messenger RNA, 629 nt
Organism: Telopea speciosissima
Lineage: Eukaryota; Viridiplantae; Streptophyta; Magnoliopsida; Proteales; Proteaceae
Product: protein FAF-like, chloroplastic
Exons: 1
Coding region: 25-603 (192 amino acids)
Source: RefSeq, a predicted model, not a curated record
UAGCCAAAGCCAAAGAAACAAUUGAUGGGUUUCUUUAAGAAGACAAUUAACACUUUCUUAGGCCGCUCCCACUCCAAGGACUACCCAACAACAUCCCACCAACAUUGCGGCCAUAUUCCGCCCAACUCCGGCUGCUUUUGCUUGAUCGACGGAGACACCCAGAAGCGACCCAAUGUGGUGGAGUCUAACGCCAUUAAGUCCACCUCCAACCCCACUUCCGGCAAGAAAGAUUCCAGCACCUGUAGCUUCCUCUUCGACAAUGCCAGCAAUGGGUUUAGUGGGUCAUUGCCGUCGUGCACAGAGAGCCUUGGCUUUGAGAGCUCUGACCACCCGAUGGAAGAGUCAUUGGUGGAGGAGCUGUCGAGGUCCAGGUCGACGACGACGGCACGAUCCAGGUGGAAGACGACCGUGGCCAAGGUCAGGAAGCAAGACAAGAAGUUCCCACCCCCUCUGACAUCAAUGAACCAGAACGGACAACGCAACUUUUAUCUAAAGCCAGUGCGCAUGAAUGGAAGGCUGGAACUCACCGAGGUGAGCAUCCGACGUCCCGAGGUCUUCAGGGCCUGCCGAGAGGAUGGUCGGUUGCGAUUGACGACGAAAUAGGAGAACAAGAGUCAGUCAUCUCCCGU